This is a messenger RNA of Odobenus rosmarus divergens (Pacific walrus), 1522 nucleotides long. RefSeq names its product dickkopf 3 homolog (Xenopus laevis) (gene DKK3). Gene Ontology annotation, biological process: multicellular organism development; negative regulation of canonical Wnt signaling pathway. The record is from RefSeq and is a predicted model, not a curated record. Gene Ontology annotation, cellular component: extracellular region. Lineage: Eukaryota; Metazoa; Chordata; Mammalia; Carnivora; Odobenidae. The coding region runs from base 138 to 1184 and encodes 348 amino acids. Gene Ontology annotation, molecular function: co-receptor binding; receptor antagonist activity. The transcript has 8 exons.
CGCAUCCCCGCGCGCUCCCCGCACCCGCGCCGCUCCGGCUCUGGUUCCCGCAGCCCGCGGCGGCGUCCCGGCGAGGUCUGGCAGGUCCAGCCCGCGCACAGCUCGGCGGCGGCAGCUGCGGCGGGCGCAGAGCGGAGAUGCGGCGGCUCGGGGGCACCCUGCUGUGCCUGCUGCUGGCGGCGGCUGUCCCCACGGCCCCCGCGCCGGCCCCCACAGCGACCGCGGCUCCCCUCGAGCCCGGCCCGGCUCUCAGCUACCCGCAGGAGGAGGCCACCCUCAACGAGAUGUUCCGCGAGGUUGAGGAGCUGAUGGAGGACACGCAGCACAAACUGCGCAGCGCGGUGGAGGAGAUGGAAGCAGAAGAAGCUGCUGCUAAAACAUCAGAAGUGAACGUGGCAAGCUUACCUUCCAGCUAUCACAAUGAGACCAACACGGAAACCAAGGUGGGAAAUAAUACCAUCCAUGUGCACCGAGAAAUUCACAAGGUCACCAACAACCAGACUGGACAAACGGUCUUCUCCGAGACGGUCAUCACGUCUGUGGGAGAUGAAGAAGGCAAAAGGAGCCACGAGUGCAUCAUCGACGAGGACUGCGGGCCCACCAGGUAUUGCCAGUUUGCCAGCUUCGAGUACACCUGCCAGCCUUGCCGGGACCAGCAGACCCUCUGUACCCGGGACAGUGAGUGCUGUGGAGACCAGCUGUGCGUCUGGGGUCACUGCACCAAAACAGCCUCCAAAGGUGGCAACGGGACCAUCUGUGACAAGCAGAGGGACUGUCAGCCUGGGCUGUGCUGCGCCUUCCAGAGAGGUCUGCUGUUUCCUGUGUGUACACCCCUGCCUGUGGAGGGUGAGCUGUGCCAUGACCCCGCCAGCCGGCUCCUGGACCUCAUCACCUGGGAGUUAGAGCCUGACGGAGCUUUGGACCGAUGCCCGUGUGCCAGUGGCCUUCUCUGCCAGCCCCACAGCCACAGCCUGGUGUACGUGUGCAAGCCGGCCUUCCCUGGGAGCCGAGCUGAAGACGGAGAGAGCCUGGGGCCCAGGGAGGCCCCCAACGAGUACGAGGAUGGCAGCUUCAUUGAAGAGGUGCGCCAGGAGCUGGAGAACCUGGAGAGGAGCCUGUCUGUGGAAAUGGCACUCGGGGAGCCCGGUGCUGCCUCUGAGCUGCUGGAAGGAGAAGAGAUUUAGACAGAGGCCUGUUCUGUGGGUAGACAUGCGAUAGAAAUAGCUAAUUUAUUUCCCCAGCUGUGUCCUCUAGGUGUGGGCUUACCGGACUUUUUUCCAUGGCCUCUUCCCAGUACAUUUUCCCUCUGGCUUAAAACAAAACGAGGUGCUGUGCAUUUGUCCAGCUCCCGCUGACUGUACACCAUCCAUCACAGUCCGGGUGCCUGGGUCAGGCGGGGCGGGGGGUGGUGGGAAGUGUGUGGGAGGGUGCAGGGCUGCUGCGCUGGUCGAUUACUGGCCACUUGGCCUCUGGUGGCUGGCACCUGGCACGUUUCCUUUUUUCUACAUCACCUUGAGAAUUG